Messenger RNA from Juglans microcarpa x Juglans regia, 989 nucleotides. RefSeq names its product squamosa promoter-binding protein 1-like. Lineage: Eukaryota; Viridiplantae; Streptophyta; Magnoliopsida; Fagales; Juglandaceae. The transcript has 2 exons. Gene Ontology annotation, cellular component: nucleus. The record is from RefSeq and is a predicted model, not a curated record. The coding region runs from base 111 to 662 and encodes 183 amino acids. Gene Ontology annotation, molecular function: DNA binding.
UCAACUAUAGUUCAUUGAUUCAGUCCCUCCCGAGUCCCUACACCCUCAGCUGAUUAAUACCUUCUUCCAUACUUUAUUUCCAACUUCCCAGUAGACAAUUCUUCUUUACCAUGAAUCUGGACAAUGUUAGUGGGAAUUACCAGAAGAUGGAGAAGCAGCAGAAGGUGGUGAAGAAGGAAGUGGGGGAGUCUGAUGAGGAAUUGGAGGGUGUUGAGGAGGAGAAGAGGAAGAAAGGGGUGAUGGAUGGUGGUGGUGGGCUUGGAAAGAAAGGUGGUAACGGGCUGAGGUGUUGUCAGGCUGAGAAGUGCACGGCGGAUCUGAGUGAUGCUAAGCAGUACCACAGGAGGCACAAGGUGUGUGAGUUUCAUGCUAAGGCUAAGGUUGUGCUUGUGGGUGGGAUUAGACAAAGAUUUUGUCAGCAAUGCAGCAGAUUUCAUGAACUAUCAGAAUUUGAUGAAACCAAGAGGAGUUGCCGCAGGCGUUUGGCUGGACAUAAUGAACGGAGAAGGAAGAACUCUGCUGAGUCUCAUGCAGAAGGCUCAAGCCGCAAAGGAACAGGUACUCAGUUGAAGGACAUUGUUUGUGGACAGGUUGAUGACAGGGGAAGAAUUCAGAUAUCCAUUCAUGAGAACUCAACUUACAAGCAUUUCCAGAUUAGAUAAGAUCCGAUUGCCUGCCCUCAAGCAUGCUCUCUCUCUUCUGUCAUAGGGUGUAAUGGCAAUUUAGAGUUGUUCUUUAAUCUGUAUUAUGUAUUUUGUCAAGAUAUUUAUUCUGUUCCAAGUACAAAUGCCAGAGGCUUGGGGACUUCCAUUCGUGCUGCUAGAGUUAGUGCUAGUUUUGGUUGGAGGUAUAUAGAGUCUAGACUUAAUAUGUGGUGGCUAAGCACUUAACUUUAUAUUUGUUGCAACUUGCAAGAGUAGGAGAAUGAUUUGCAUGUACUUCCUUGGCCCUUCGGUACUGGGGCUUAAUUUUAUCUGUUAACUCCUUGA